Pimephales promelas (fathead minnow) is the source of this 5916-nucleotide messenger RNA. It is a transcript of the gene frmd4a, whose product is annotated as FERM domain containing 4A. The record is from RefSeq and is a predicted model, not a curated record. Gene Ontology annotation, cellular component: bicellular tight junction; cytoskeleton; adherens junction. Gene Ontology annotation, biological process: establishment of epithelial cell polarity. NCBI's taxonomy places the organism in Eukaryota, Metazoa, Chordata, Actinopteri, Cypriniformes, Leuciscidae.
UCUGCUCCCUCUCUCUCUCUCACUCACACACGCGUCUUGUAAGAAGGCAGUAUGAAAUCUGCCACAGUAUGGGCUGAAGACCAUACUGAGGAUACCCACCGCUGAACGACAAAGGCAAAACGAACAGAAAGAGUUCAAGAAACAACAACAAAGAAGUCACGGGCACAUUUAAAGCGGGGAAAAAAAGGAAAGACAGGCUGGAAAAUUGGAGGGAGGGAGCCGUGGAGACGGAGCGAGAGAGAGGAACAACCCGUCUGUCUGUGGCGGGACAGCAGACGGCGAACGCUCACGGACCAGACGCUCACACACACACCAUGGUGGUCCAGGCGGCUGUGACGCCCAGUAGGACCCGCAGGCUCCUGCUCAAGCUGCCGGUGGGGACGCUGAGGCGAAAUAGCGAGGAGAGGAUGACGGAAGGGCGGAGAUGUCAGGUCCAUCUCCUGGAUGACAGGAAAUUGGAGCUCCUGGUACAGCCCAAACUAAUGGCGAAGGAUCUUCUAGACCUGGUGGCGUCCCAUUUCAACCUGAAGGAGAAGGAAUAUUUUGGAAUCUCUUACGUGGAUGAGACGGGUCAUUUCAGCUGGUUGCAGUUAGAUCGUCGUGUGCUGGAACAUGAGUUUCCCAAGAAAUCUGGACCCAUUGUGCUGUACUUCUGUGUAAGGUUCUACAUUGAAAGCAUCUCGUACCUUAAGGACAAUGCCACAAUAGAGCUGUUCUUCCUCAAUGCAAAGUCCUGCAUCUAUAAGGAGCUCAUAGAGGUGGACAGUGAAGUGGUCUUUGAACUGGCCUCCUACAUCUUACAGGAAGGUAAAGGAGACUUCACGAGUAAUGAUGUUACCAGGGCUGAUCUGAAGAAACUGCCUGCACUGCCUACACAAGCACUGAAGGAGCACCCUUCGCUCGCAUAUUGUGAGGACCGGGUCAUUGAGCACUAUAAGAAGCUAAGCGGACAGUCCAGAGGCCAGGCUAUCGUCAAUUAUAUGAGUGUAGUGGAGUCAUUGCCCACAUAUGGAGUGCAUUAUUACGCUGUUAAGGAUAAGCAAGGCAUCCCAUGGUGGCUUGGUUUGAGUUAUAAAGGCAUUUUUCAAUAUGACUACCAGGACAAAGUCAAACCAAGAAAGGUGUUCCAAUGGAGACAAUUGGAGAAUCUCUACUUCAGGGAGAAGAAGUUCUCAGUGGAAGUUCAUGACCCAAGAAGCAGGGCGUCGGUAACGCGGAGGACAUUUGGUCACAGUGGCAUCGCCGUGCACACCUGGUACGCCUGUCCCACCCUCAUUAAAUCCAUCUGGGCCAUGGCCAUCAGCCAACACCAGUUCUACCUGGACCGCAAACAGAGCAAAAGUAAGAUCCAUGCAGCGCGCAGUCUGAACGAGAUAGCCAUAGACCUGACAGAAACAGGAACCCUCAAGACCUCCAAACUGGCCAACAUGGGCAGCAAAGGCAAAAUCAUCAGCGGGAGCAGCGGAAGCCUGCUGUCCUCAGGCUCUCAAGAGUCGGACAGCUCCCAGACCGCUAAGAAGGACAUGUUGGCGGCUCUGAGGGCCAGACAGGAAGCACUGGAGGAGACGCUCAGACAGAGAAUAGAGGAACUCAAGAGCAUCUGCAUCAGAGAAGCGGAGCUGACAGGAAAACUUCCAAAAGAGUACCCUCUGGACCCCGGCGAGGAGCCGCCCACCGUCAGACGCAAAAUCGGCACGGCCUUCAAAUUGGAUGAGCAGAAGAUCCUGCCCAAAGGGGAGGAAGAGGAAUUGGAACGUUUGGAAAGGGAAUUUGCUAUCCAGUCUCAGAUAACAGAGGCGGCGCGGCGGUUAGCAUCGGAUCCUCAUAUCAGCAGCAAGAAGCUGAAGAAACAGAGGAAGACGUCGUAUCUGAAUGCUCUGAAGAAGCUGCAAGACAUCGAGAACGGCAUUAACGAGCACCGCGUUCGCUCCGGGAAGAAACCCACGCAACGUGCCUCUCUCAUCAUAGAGGAAGCAAAUAUCGGCUCAGAGGACAGCUCGUUGUCUGAUGCACUGGUGCUGGAUGAUGAUGACUCCCAGGUGACAGGAACCCCCACGUUCUCUCCAGCUGCCUCCCCACACAAAGGUCUCCCUCCCAGACCUCCGUCCCAUAGCCGGCCACCUCCCCCCCAGUCCCUGGACGGACUGAGACACCUGCACUACCAGCGCAGUGACUACGACAAGUCCCCGAUCAAACCCCGCAUGUGGAGCGAAAGCUCAUUAGACGAACCCUACGAACGGGUGAAGAAACGAUCCUCGCACUCCAGUAGUCACAGGCGGUUCCCCAGCACAGGCAGCUGUGAGGCGGGAGGGAGCAACUCUCUCCAGAACAGCCCGGUGCGCUCCCUCCCUCACUGGAACAGUCAGUCCAGCAUGCCCUCCACCCCUGACCUGAGGACACGGAGCUACGUCCACUCAGCCAGUUUAACUCAGCCCUUCCGUGGCCGGAGUUCCAGUUUGGAGUCUCAGGGGAAGCUGCUGUCCUUAGAGGCACACACAGAGGCAGGACUUAGCCCUGACCUCUUUCUGUCAGGACCCCAGAGGACAGGAAGCAAUGGCUCUGUUGUCCCCGACGACUGCUCAUCUUGCACCAGCCACUCCAGCUCAGAACAUUAUUACCCCUCGUCCACCUCUAACCCCAACUACUGUACGCUGGCCGAGGACUCGCCAUCCAAAGCCCGUCAGCGGCAGCGGCAGCGCCACAAGUCCGCCGGACACCUGGGUGCGUCCAGUUCCGGCAGCAUGCCCAAUCUAGCGGCCCGUAACGGGAGCACCCACGGAGGAGUGUGCGGGAGCCACCAGGGCGUGUACCUCCACAGCCAGAGCCAGCCAUCCUCGCAGUACCGUAUCAAAGAGUACCCGCUGUACACAGAGGGCAGCAGCCCCAAUGCCGUGGUGGUCCGCAGCCUGGAAAAUGACCAGGAGGGGCACUACAGCGUCAAGGCACAGUUCAAAACCUCCAACUCGUACACAGCCGGGGGGCUUUAUAAGGAGGGGUGGGGCUCCGGGGAGGACGGGGAAGCGGGUGGUGGCAGCGGGAGGUUGACGCCCUCCCGCUCGCAGAUUGUGAGGACUCCGUCUCUGGGCAGGGAAGGAGGAGGAGGAGGAGGGGGGCGGGCAGCGGUGUCAGAGGAGCUGAGGUGCUGGUACCAGCGCUCGUCUGGAUCGAUAAAGGAGCACAGCCGCGUCACACACACCAGCUCCAAUGCUUCAGACGGCCGUGGAGGACGAAUAGGGUCGCUAGUGAAGGGGUCACCAGCUGCAUCUCCACACAGUCAGAGGAGUGGAACUCCCUGUAGUGAGCCUGCAGCUACACCCCCCUGCAGCCCACAACACAUACUCAAUUGGCAGAGCGGAUCGCCGUUCGCCGAUAGUUGUUUCCUGAGCAGUCCCCUGUGCUCUGAGAUAGCGGACGUACAGUGGUACGGGCAUGAGAAGGCAAAGCCGGGAACGCUCGUCUAAACCAUCAUCCCUCAUCCCUCUCUCUUUAAAAGAGUGUUCAGAAGGCAGGCCUGACCACAGUCUGGACCUCAACUCAUCCGAACACACUUAUGGCUGGAGCCAGUACCACCUCAACCUCUCUUUCAUCUCUGUCUCUCUGUAUACCCGGCGGUAAAGUGUUUAUGAACUAUGGGAAUACAAGACUCUGAAUGAACUGAGCUUGACCUUGUCUGACCCUCCCACUCAGACUUUUGAACUCUGACCCAGUUAGCUGGCAGCCGGUUCCUCCAUAUGCACAAACCCUCUGUUUAUUCCAUCGCUGGAGUGAUGUGCAUAAGAGAAACGUCUUAUGUGCGUUGUACUAUAAGUGAACCCCACUCAUGCGCGAAUAGACAUUCGUCCCCUGCUGUCGUGUGUGUCCCUCUGCACUAAUGUCAGAGAGCCGGCGUCGUUCUCUCUCAUGCACAUGACAUGCACAAAAACAUUCCGAUGGAUUGCUUUGUUGUCAACCAUCUUUGUAGAUCUUUCUGUUCUCAGUUCUGUUAAAAAAACAAAACCAUUUAUGACCACAAACCUUUCAUUAGCCAUCUCAUUUGGACCGCAGCGCACCGUAAGCCCCUCCCUCUGUCUGUGGACUUUGAUAUUUUGUGAAUAACAAUAGAGCAUUUCAAAUGGAAGAAGCCUAUCUUCGGUCAUCCUGGAUUGGAAAACGAGCCCCGAUAUCACAUCGCUCAAGCAUUACAAAGAACUACUUAAUUUCAAGGAAAUUCGAAAACAAUUGUGGUCUUUGUACGUAAUGUUGGUUUGUCAUUCUCAAUGUUUGCAGAACAUUAGCUAACUUUUAGAAGCCAUGGCUGUACAACAAAUCUGAAGCAUUAGGUUAGAGGCAUUAGCAUGACCCUCGGGAUUGAACGACCAAGUACUGCAACUCAGGCCGCGACCGGUGCACUUUGCUAGUAAGGCAACUUCGCCACCAUGGUGCUCAGAGCCUGAACUGUACAGCCCACACUGCAUGCAGAACUGUCACUAACCCCGCGUAUAGUGUUGUGACAUCAGUGAAGUAACGAGACACACGAAAAUACCUUCUCCGAACACUCCUGGCCUUAUCGGUUUUCUGUUUUUAUGUAUCUGUUUUUAAUAUUCAGGAUUUUACCUAACAGUAACACCACUUUGACAUUCUGUUGACAUUUUUAAAUCUGUCAGAUGAGCACAACACGACGUGGCACACAGACUCGAUAUUUCAACGGAAAUGACAUUACCUCCGCCCUGAGCUGUCGAAGGCUUUCGGGAGAACAGCAUUCCAGAAUGUGACACGAUUAAAGCAGCUGCUUAGUUUUACAAGCGACCGGUAAGAAACCAUAAGCUUAAACAAUACAGGGUGUUUCAUGCUUUCAUCACGCAGUCAACAAGAUCCGAAACCACGUGUGCCCCUCGCCUCGAUCGUCCGAUCGAGGAAAAACAUCAAGCCAUAACGCUAAAGACAUUAUUACGCGCUCUGCAAGAUACGAAAAAUAUCGUACGUGCAAAGUACCUUAAGAAACAGGUAGCUAAAAGCACACCCUUUGCCGUUACUACAGAAAUUCAAUAGUUUGUGCGUUGACAUAAGCAAAUGUGUAUUCAAAAGGGUCCAAAUCACCAGGCGCUGAAAUCUAAAAGUCAUCCGAUUCAUGCCCAUUCAAAGAUGUUUUUUUUAUCUGCCCCUAACAUUGAUUGUUCAUUGUUUCUGUGCAUGCUCAGCACACUGUGUAAUGCAUCUUGAUGUUAAAACUUAAACCCGGUGUGAAAACAGCCCUAAUCGAAAGUAAAACACCUCAUCCACGUCUACGUUUAGAGGCCGUUCAGACCUCAUACCCUCUUAGGCCAGUGUGAGCUGACUCCUAUCGUCUACCUGUACGCGAUAACAAAAAACAUAAGUCUUUUUAUAUUAAAAAAAAAAAAGAAAACUAACACAUUUCUAGGCAGGACUGUGGAAACUGGGUUCUUUUAAAAGAAAAAGUAAAACCAAUCUUUUGAUUUUUAUAAAUCGGUAUUCGUUUUAUUUCCAUGUCUUUAAGCUGGGAAAUCGCAACAACACGUUCAGGUGCUACAGGAAGACCAGUUGCUGCUUUGGUUUCCGGCUGUAGACUUUUCCUAACUGUUGUCCAUAGUUUUAAUACCAGUUGUGCAAAAUGAAGGACUUUAGUUACUAAACUGUCUUACCACUUCAUCUUGACAAUAGAGCAUGUUUUAUGAGUUCAUUUUCAGAUAUAACCGGACACAAUAAAAAUGGUGUUGUAGAAAAAAAUAAAAGUGGAAUUGUUGGGCAGGUUAAAUAUAACCAAAUUCCACAGUUAAUUUAUUCUUUUUUCUAUUAAGAAUUUGUAUAGUAACAUUUUUCAAAAACCGUGUUGUUGGCAACUGAUACUGAAUUUUCCAGAUGAGAAAUGUUGGUGGUUCUUGAGAUUCUGAAAUAAAUUAUUGCUGAAUGUUCGCUAAA